UCCUGCGUCUGGUUGUUGAUGUGCGCGUGCCCAAGCGUCCGCAGCUGUAUCCCUUCUACACUUUGAUUCGACUGAAGAAAGGGGAAAAACUCCCGCUGAAGUGACCGAGCGAGUAUAAAGAUGGCAUUUAUUAAAGAGGAGGGUGAAGCUGUGAAGACUGAAAAGACAUUCAGAGUCAAGCAUGAAGAUCCUGAGGAGAUAACAGAUCUGAUGCCUUGGAAAGAGGAGAUUCAAGAAGCAAAUGAUGUCAAGCGAGAGAAAGAUUUGACCGAAAAACAAUUUAUAUCUGGUGAAGAAUCUUUUCGAUGUUCACCGACUCAAAAGUCAUCACAGAAUGGAGAGCCUAAUGCAGUAGAUGCAACAUAUUUCACCUGCCAACAGUGUGGGAAAGGUUUCACUACAAAACAAAAACUCGGAGUUCACAUGAAAGUUCACACUGAAGAGAAAUCUUUCACCUGCCAAGAGUGCGGGAAAAGCUUUAAUCGGACAGGCAAGCUUAAGAACCACAUGAGAGUUCACACUGGAGAAAAACCGUACACAUGCCCUCAGUGUGGAAAAGCUUUUAAACACAAACUAACACUCAAUGACCACAUGAAGGUUCACACUGGAGAGAAACCCUUUGCUUGCCAAGAUUGUGGGAAAAGCUUCAUUAAGAAAGACCACCUUAACAGCCACAUGAGAAUCCACACGGGUGAGAGACCUUAUAUCUGCUCUCAUUGUGGAAAGUGUUUUAAACAUAAACCAUCAAUAAAUGUCCACUUGAGAAUUCACACUGGAAACAAUCCACAUGCAUGCGAUCAGUGUGGAAAGAGCUUCAGACGUAAGGAAGAACUUGAGCGCCACAGGAGGGUUCAUUCAAAGGAGAGCUGCUUUAUGUGCCGUCAGUGUGGGAUGAGUUUCCCAGACGGCAGUCAGCUUAGAGAUCAUGUAAAAACUCACAUCGGACAGAAGCUUUACAUGUGCCUUGAGUGUGGGAGAUCUUGCUCGACGAAAACAAACCUCACGGUUCACAUGAAGGUUCACACUGGAGGGAAGAUUUUCACAUGUGGUCAGUGUGGAGAAAGCUUUGGACGCAAGACAAGCCUUAAACGCCACAUGAGGGUUCACUCAACAGAGAACUGUUUUGUAUGUCACCACUGUGGGAUGAGUUUCCCGGACGGCAGUCAGCUUAAAGAUCAUGUAAGAACUCACAUCGGACAGAAACCUUUCAUGUGUCAUGAGUGCGGAAGGUCUUGCUCAACAAAAACAAACCUCAAGGUUCACAUGAGGAGUCACUCUGGAGAAAAGCCUUCGCCUGCUGACAGUGUGGAAAGAGUUGUAGUGAAAAUGGAAGACUUAGAAGAGGAGUCACACUGGAAGGAAACCUUACAAUUGUCUUCUGUGUGAAGAGUUUCGCAUUAGACUGCACUAAUAUUGGGAAUUUGGGCUCAAAAUAUACUUGAAAAGAAGGGGGUGAUCUGGAACACUGGAUAUGCAGACAGUGCAUCUGAUUUGGGGAUUAUUUAAAUGAGGAUAAAACCGUGACCGAACGUUUAGCAUUGUAGGUUGGUUUUCAGUGCCUACUGUGCUUGGGGGUUUCCCCAAAACAUAUAAUCAUUUCCUUUUCAAUGAUUGAGGGAAACUGAUAGGCACAAGCACCUAGAAUAAAGAAAUUAAAGAAAUGUGAAAAUCUUCAAUAGGUUUAGAUGACACAGAAGUGUUUGAGUACAAACAUGGUUUAUCAUUUGCCCUUCAAAACAUGCCUAAAGUAAUAUGGUAAAGGGAUGUUUCUCUGCCUUUUUAAGCUCUAAUUUGACCAGACACCAUUAGUGCCUAGCUUUCGAAGAAUUUACCUAACAUUAUAGUCAAUUCUGCUGCCUUCAGUGCCCUGCUGUAUGUAUGCAACACAUGCACACAAAUGUUAAAACAGCAAGAGUCUGUGUUGCAUUUCUAAAAGAUACCUCAUGCACUUGGGUCUUUAAGAGAACUGAGAAAUAAAUUCCCAUGGAUGUCUUCAGAUAUAAGGUUAUCAUGCUAUAACCUUCCCCCUCCUCUUUAUUAUGGGAAAGCAAAAAAAAUCCUACAUAGAAAACGUGCAAGGCAGAUUACAUCUUAAAACACCUUGACCAUCUUAGCUUGCAUGCCAGGGAUUCCUGGGUUCUGGGAUACCACAAGGCAACAUCUGCACUUAGAACAAAUAAUAGGAGUGUUCACCUUUUGGUUUCCUUGCUUGCACAACACAUAUUUUCCUGGAUGCUGUGGGAUCACCAGCAAAACUUUCCGGGAGGCACAUUUGGACUGGUGCACUAUUUAGGGUGGCUGCAGGUGAAGUGAUGAGCUCUGUGGGUUUAGAGAUCAUGUCGGAAAUCAGCUGCAACUCUUGAGUUUUUGGGUGAAAGGGGCUUUUCUUUUCUUCUGAAAGUUUGAAAGAAAGACACUCACUGUUUUUGGAACAAGUGGAGGGUGGUUAAAAUAUAAUGAUUUAAAAUUUUGGGUGAGCUAUUCCUAUAAGGCAAAGUACUCUGAAUAAUUAUAAAUCUAAGGCAAUCUUCCAGGCUGUAUCAGCAAUGACUACAGAUGGGUAGUGUUCACAGCGGUAACAGAAAUAGUUGUAUGAAUACUGCCUGAGAGCACUAAAGUGGUGAAACGCUUCUCUCAAGGAGCCGUGUGGCACUGUAGUCCCAGAAUGAGAGUGCGCAAGAUCCUACCAAAAGAAAUGUGAUUCUGCAAAGAAAACAGAAUGUGCCGUUAAACAUAUGAUUUUAUUUUAUGUAAAACAGUUGUACUAACCAGUAUACACAUACUUGCCGAAAGGCCAUUUGUGACAAGAGAAAGUGGGAUGAAAAGAAAGACACUGCUGUUGCAAUUAUGGAAUCCUGAAUUGUAGUCCUGAAACUACAUUUCUGCAGACUGGGCAUGCAUUGGCAUAAACAAACAUGUCAAAAAUCCCAUAUACAGUUGCUUGUGUUGUAACAACAGAAGCAUUGCUAAGGUCCGGAGGACAUUGCCCUGGGCAGUAUGGACAGGUUGUUUCUGUUGGCAUAAAGAUUUCUUGGACUUUCCUGAUUCGGAUAUUUCAAGUGGACGGUCUUCUGGUAUUCUUUGGCAAUUCUACAAGUAAUCAGUCAUUGUGAUCACACUACUCUGUGAACAGCCUAAGUGCUCAUCCAUGCCAACAUUUCCAUUGAUGCACUACUCAAUAUCCUCUGGUGCAUUUUUGGUCAAAUAAGGAUGCUCCUGAAAGAGCCGCCACAUAGACCUGUAUCUGUAGACACAGCUGACUCUGUUCUUUAAACCAAUGCACUUGCAGGGCUGUUUACACAAUUUAUGUCAAAUGUGGAAACUGUCCUUCCAAGCUUACUCCAGGAGUCCUUCUCCCCAGUGUACACAGAUGACAAACCAUAUCUCUGACAGAUUGUGUUUCCCCAGAAAAAGGGAAACACUGUUCACUUCACGUGAACAAGCAUGUUGGUUUUCAUACAUUCCUCUUGCCUGGACUUAGAGAUGAGUCCUUCUUCAACCAACUCCUUUACUGAUUCCUCUUUUAGUGCUGCUGGUGGAAUGUAUGCGCUUGCUUGCUCUGUCCACUUUAAGUGGUGGCAUUCUUUACCUGGGUUUCCACUUUCAGCAGCUAUGGCCAUAAAGUCUCUGCAUUCUUCCACUUCACAAAUCGCACAGCUGUGAGCUUAAUGUCUUUUGUACAUGGAUUGGCAAUCUGAUACCAUGGGAAUGCUUUAUUGAAAUUUCUGGGGGGUCAAUGCACAGCAUUGGUUCUUGGCCGGCAUGCUGCUCCUUUUUAUGUCGUUUCAGGUUUGAGUUUGGGCUUAAUGUCUUUCAUUCAUAUUCUUCUGCUUUUCUGGGGAUGGGUCGUGGAGGCAGCAGUCUCAGGAGAGAACCCCAGAACUUCCCUCUCUCCGAAUACUUCCUCUUGGAGAUUUCUGAGGAGUUCCCAGUCCAGCUGAGAGACAGAGACCCUCCAGGGUGUCCUGGGUCUUUCCUGAGGCCUCCUUCUGGUUGGACAUGCCUGGAACACCUCCCUAAGUUGGCAUCCAGGAGGCAUCAAAUACAGGUGGCUGAGCUACCUCAGCUGGCUUCUCCACAGAGGAACCUUGGUCCAGUGGGCAAACCUUCUUCCAUGCCUUUUUCGAAAGUAAAAAACAAUCUUAUUUGAUUGCCGCCAAGUCCGGCAUGGCAAUACUCACAAACAUUGCUUGCCAAGAUGGACUUUAAGGUAAGACAAUGACAUGGCAUGAGCGAUUACUUACGGCUAUGCAGAUGGAUUGCUUAAGUCAGAGCUCUCCAAACGGUUCUGGAGGGCCGGUGUCCUGCAGGUUUUAGCUCCGAUCUGCUUCAACACACCUGUAAGGAUGUUUCUAGAAUGGCUAGUAAGAGCUUGAUUAGCUAGCCCAGGUGUGUCUGAUUGGGGUUGAAACUAAACUUUGCAGGACACCGGCGCUCCAGGACUGAGUCUGGACAUGCCUGGCUGAAGUUCUCAGUUUAGUCAAUGCAAUUAAUUUUUGUUAGUGGCAAACUUCAAGAAUGAAAUGUCAAACUGAGAUGUGCAGAACAUCACAGUCAACAUUCCCAUCUAUCUAGGGUUACCACUUUUAAGACCAAAAAAAAAACCACGGGGCGUAUACUGCAGUGGGGGCCACAUCCUUCGGGGGCCUAGACGACAGUGAUCACAGGCCCAAUAGCAUGCCAGUGGUGUUAAAUCACAACUUAAAAUGUGUUUUUAGGAAAGUAUAAACGCGUAGUCUUUCAUUGAAAUCUUUGUAAACAGAAGCAGUUAAUCCCUUUUACAACUGGAUAAUUUUCUUUACAUGAGCAUUAUGUUGUUUAUUAAUGUAUUAAAUGCAAUGUUUCAUGUAAUAAAUUAUUGCUUUUGUGUCUGACUUAACCUUAACAUACAAAUCCUAAUAUUAAAUUGGAUUAUGAUCCACUUACAUCGUAUUAACAGAAUUUGUACAAAUUACAAUUUGUGACCCAGUGUGUGAAAACCAGGCCAGAGAUAAAGUUUGAUUUUAGCUAUUCAUUUCCCUGUGAUUUCAGUUGUUGACAUAGUUUAUUCGGUUCAUAUUAAAUACAUGUGUUUUAAUUA
This is a messenger RNA of Danio rerio (zebrafish), 5080 nucleotides long. The record is from RefSeq and is a predicted model, not a curated record. Lineage: Eukaryota; Metazoa; Chordata; Actinopteri; Cypriniformes; Danionidae.